AAAUGACGGCAAUUGGUAAAAAAAAAUCGGCGAGAUAAGAUAAGGACACACGCAAAUGUUGGUCCAGUUUUAGAAUUUUACCAGUAGCCUAUUUUCUGAAUUUAACACAAAAAUGAGGCAGCUAAUUUUUCUUUUCUUCGCUGUUAUAUCUUCAGUGAGUUGCAAGACAAGCAAAUUUCCUGAAGUGACGCUUUUCCACAAUGGCAAAGUGGGAGGAAAAACGUUGCAAUCCUUCGACGGCAGAGACUUUUUCGCCUUCCAGGGAAUUCCCUACGGAAAGCCUCCGGUCGGCGAGCUCAGAUUCAAAGCGCCGGAACCGGCCGAAUCGUGGUCGGGCGUUCUAGACGCGACAAGGGAGGCGAGUCCGUGCGCCCAAGUGCCUCUGAAUGGCGCCGAAAACUUUGUUGGAAGCGAGGACUGCCUCUAUCUCAACGUCUACACCCCAAAGUUGCCAAGCAAAGAGAACAGGGAAAAGUUGCCGGUCUUAUUUUGGGUUCACAGUGGCGGAUUUUACGCCGGCAAUGGCGGCAUGGACGAAAACGGACCAGAGUUUUUGAUGGACGAGGACGUCAUUUUGGUCACGAUCAAUUACCGACUUGGACCAUUUGGAUUUUUGAGUUCCGGUGACCAAAAAAUUCCUGGAAACUUCGGGUUGAAGGACCAGGCUUUGGCACUGACCUGGGUUCAGGACAACAUCGAGUUUUUCAACGGAGACAGGGAUAGAGUCACGCUUUGGGGCUACCGCGCCGGUGGUGCUUCCGUCGAGGCGCACUUGUUCUCCCCUCAGUCCUCAGGUCUCUUCAGCAACGCCAUUUACCAAAGCGGGAGCUUGGCCAACGAGUGUCUGUUGCAGGCAAAGCCGGCGCUCAUCCUGCAAGUGCUCAACUCUAUCGUCAAGUGCGACGAGCAUUUCAAGAUCGAAGACCAACUCGAGUGCCUUCGAAAGGUGCCGGCCAGCGACCUGGCCAAGGCCGUCAAUAAUUUUCCAUCUUGGGGCCAAAAAAUUCCACUGGCGUUCUCCGUGGUCCAAGAGUUGCCGAACCACUUGGACGGGUCGUGGGUCGAGGAACCCUUCCUGCCUGAGAAUCCGAACCACUUGCUAGCGGAAGGGCGCAUCAUCAACGACGUGCCCACCAUCACAGGACUCGUCAAAAAUGAAGCGGCCGCGUUGGGAAAUGCUUUGAAGCAAAAUCCAGACCUGCUGGGACAGGCGGACAAGAGCUUCAAAGACGUGUCCAGACUGGCCGGUUGCUUGUUCACGAUGAAGCCAAAGAAAGUGGCAAAAAUCAAGAAAUUCUACUUCGAGGAUAAAAGAAUCAACGAAAAGCAGACGGAUCGAUUUUUGGAAUUUGUGAGCGACUCGAUGUGGAACUGGGGUCAAGUCAGCACCGCCUUGAAGCAGGCGAAAGCGGCCAAGAGUUCGGUGUACUUUUACGAGUUCACUUUCGAGGGCCGCAUUAGCGAGGCGACAGCUUCGGGACUGAAACCCCUCAAAGGGGUGGCGCACGUUGACGAUUUGGCGUACAUUCUGCGGAGGCGCGUGCCCUUCCCCGACGGACAACCGGACGAACGCGAAAGAAACACUUUGAGGCGCAUGACCGGAUUCCUGGCCAAUUUCGCUCGGACCGGGAACCCUAAUGUGGAAAACAACGAGCUUUUCCCGGUCGAGUGGGAACCGGUGGAGUCGGAGAAUUUCAAAUAUUUGGAGAUCGACGAGGAGUUGACGAUGCGCGAGGGCUACCCCUUCAAAGAGAGGAUGGAGUUCUGGGAACGGCUCACCAAGAAGAAGCCAAAGGUUGAGAAAGAAGAAUUGUAGAUUGACAAAUUAAAUUUAACGUUGUGUUUAUUUAACAUAAUAUAAUUUAAUCAAGGCAGGCAGGGCUUUGCAAUUUUGGGGAA
Messenger RNA from Neocloeon triangulifer, 1899 nucleotides. RefSeq names its product juvenile hormone esterase-like. The transcript has 12 exons. NCBI's taxonomy places the organism in Eukaryota, Metazoa, Arthropoda, Insecta, Ephemeroptera, Baetidae. The record is from RefSeq and is a predicted model, not a curated record. The coding region runs from base 113 to 1816 and encodes 567 amino acids.